AUGGACAGAAUCCGAGAGCAAAUGGGCAACAUUGCCGAAGCCAAUUUGGACCCACUUCGAGACACUGGAAAACCCGAAGACCUUCAUAAGCAUUGUCAACAACGCAACGAAACGAAGGAUGCGAUUCCGGACCACGGAGAGCAGAGAGGAUGCAAGAAGGGACAGUGUUGUGAUAAUGAUCAACCAGUUGAUAAGAGAAGAAUGUCAGAUGUCAAUCCAACACAAGAGAUGUAA
Caenorhabditis briggsae is the source of this 234-nucleotide messenger RNA. The transcript has a single exon. The coding region runs from base 1 to 234 and encodes 77 amino acids. Lineage: Eukaryota; Metazoa; Nematoda; Chromadorea; Rhabditida; Rhabditidae. The record is from RefSeq and is a predicted model, not a curated record.